This is a messenger RNA of Paramecium sonneborni, 2852 nucleotides long. NCBI's taxonomy places the organism in Eukaryota, Ciliophora, Oligohymenophorea, Peniculida, Parameciidae. The record is from the annotation of a GenBank genome assembly.
AUGAAGAAGCUUAGUCAGUAGAUGUAAAAAAUUGCUGGCCGAAAUAGUUUUUAAGACUCUCCAUUAAAAUAAGAAAAGAAAAAUACCAAAACACUUAUUGGCGCAGUAAAAACUGAGAGACCUGUUGAUAAAGGAAAAGCAAAGUUACUUGAUUAUUUUAAGAGGGAAAGAAAUUCUUUAGUUUAAGCAUCAAAUACAAUGAGAGCUAAAUUAAAAGGAAGCAAGAGUAUUGAUAAUGUGUUUUUGCAAACAUUAAAAAGUGAUAGGGUAAAAACAUCAUAACCUAAUGUAAUUAUUGAAUAAUUAAAUUUGAAUAGAUAGCAGAAUUACGAGUUCAUACAGAUGAAGGUAGUAAUUCAAAAAAGACAAGUUUGAAAAGCAAGAAUCUAUCACUAGCAGCAGUAUCUUUAGAAGUAAUAUCAUAAUGAUAUAAUUUAAGAAAAAAGAAUUGUCUAAGGCUCCUUUAACAACUAAAACAUCUUAUAAUUAAUCACCGACAGGUUAAAGCAAACCACAAUAAAAAAAAUUAAAAUAAAAAGACUAAUACUUAUUCGAUAUGGUAAAAUAAUUCUCUAUUAAAGUUGAAAAAUGCUUAAAUGAUUUAAAACCAAUAUCAAUAAUACUUUAAUUUAAAAUUAAAUAAACAAUCAAUUAUUUCAGAUACUUCCACUAAUCAUAGAUAAUCAUUAGAAGAUAUUUUAAUUAAUUAAAAAGGUUUAAAGGCUUCUUCAUAAAUAAUCUCGUAGAAACAUUAAAGAAAAUCAGAUAAUGAAUCAAAAUCUAUGAAUUAAGGACAUUCUAAAACAGAAUUAGGAAAUUCAAAGACAGAAUAAACUCCUUAACCAAAAUAAGCAUUAAAAACAAAGAAUGAUGAUUAACUUGAAUAUGAUCCAAAGAAGAAAUUACAAAUAAUAUUAUACUAUAAAAAUUCAAAGUAAUAAAUUUAUAAAUUAAUAUAGAUAUUAUUACUUAUUUGAUUAUGCAAAUAAAUCAACAUGUGAUCUUUAUAACUAUUUAAUUUAAUAGAUAGCAAGUAUUGAGAAAAACUAAACAUAAUAAGGUGGAGGAAUAGAUUCAACGGACGUUGACUAAAUAUAAACUGGUAAGAAUUAAAGAAUAUUUUAGAGAUUAAGAAGAUAUGUUAAUUUGGUACUAUUUCAAAAAAAGUUCCUUAUGAUUAUUACUUAUCACUAUCUGAUUUAAGUCUAUCAGUAUUUUAAGGAAUUACUCUAUCUUUAUAACCGAUGUAUUCAUAGCCUUAAACUACAAAAAAGGUUGGUUUAAAGGAUUUUUAAUUGAUCAAAUGCAUAGGCGUAGGAGGAUUUUCGAGAGUAUAUUUAGUAAGAAAGAAAGAUAAUGGAAUAUUUUAUGCAUUAAAAUUGAUAGAUAAAAAAUUUAUAAUGGAUAAUAAGAAAGAGAUUAUUGUUUAAAAUGAAAGGGAUAUAAUGAUUAAAAUGGAGAAUUAAUAUAUCAUACCUCUCCACUAUGCAUUUGAAUCAAAGUAUUAUAUUGCUUUUGUUUUGGAAUAUUGUGCAGGAGGUGAAUUAUUCUAUCAUUUAAGAAAAUUAAAAAAAUUAAAUGAAUAAGAUGCUAAAUAUUAUUUUGUUGAGAUUUGUAUAGGAAUGGCUUAUUUACAUUCUUAAAAUAUAGUGUAUAGAGAUAUUAAACCAGAAAAUAUUUUAUUAGAUUUAUAAGGUCAUUUAAUGUUAAGUGAUUUUGGAUUAUCAAAACCAGAUAUGGCAGCUGAAGAUUUUGCUUAUUCAUUUUGUGGUUCACCAGAAUAUAUGGCACCUGAAAUGCUUAUGAAAACUGGUCAUAAUUAUUUAGUUGAUUGCUAUUGUUUAGGAGCAUUACUUUAUGAAUUAAUUUCAGGUUUACCUCCUUAUUAUUCUCAUAAUACAUAAGAAAUUUAUAAUUCAAUCUUAACAGAAAAUAUUUAAUUUCCUGAUUAUGUUUAAAUAUCAGAUGAAUUAAAAGAUUUAAUUAUUUCACUACUUUAAAAAGAUCCAACAGAAAGAUUAGGAUAAAAAGAUGGAAUUAUUGAAAUUCUCACUCACCCUUGGUUUGCUGAUGUUAAUUUUGAAAAAAUUGUUAAUAGAUAAUUACCAACUCCAUAUAAACCAGAACCUUUAAAAUAUAAUUUUGAUGAAGAAGAAUUUAAUAAAGGGGAUGCAGAAUUUAGAAAAUAAUUUGCAAUCAAUAUGUAAACUGAAUUUCUAGUAAUUUAUUUAUAUCUAUCAUAUUAGAAUGUUGAUACAGCAAAAUAUUAACUAUUGAACUUUUACUAUUAAAAAGCUUAACUUUAGGAAUAUAAAAAUAGAAACAAUACAGCAAUAAAUGUCAAUAAAUUAUAAUCAGAUUUUUUAUAAAAAGAAUCAUUAUCACCACCAAAAUAAAUUUUCAAUAAAGCAAAAGUAAAAUAAAAUUAUUAUGAUUUAGCACUCUCCUUAAGAAAGUAAAUAGUCAUUAAGGGCUAAUAUUAAAAGUGAAACUCAUGAUUAUUUCAAGAAGCAUAAUCUUUUGACUAAGUCUUCUUAAAUAAUUUAAGAAUCUCUCAAUAAGGGCCAUGGAUAUUCGAAAACAUAAUAACAAUCUCAAAUUUCUUUUUAAGAAUUAAAAGUAUUUAAUUUUACAUAUUAAAGAAAUUGAAACUUAUGUUUGAUUAAUCAAAAUAAUUAUUAAGUUCAGACAGAUUAACAACAAUUCCUGAUUAAAAUCAAAAGAAUUAAAUUGAGAGAAUUAAAACAGAGUAAUUUGGUAAUUUGCCAUCUCCUAAAACAACAACUCACAGUACUGUUAACAAAUUGGCCAAAUAUUAGAAAUUAUUUGGAUCAGAAAAGAGAAAAAAAUGA